Molecule: messenger RNA, 1216 nt
Organism: Aplysia californica (California sea hare)
Lineage: Eukaryota; Metazoa; Mollusca; Gastropoda; Aplysiida; Aplysiidae
Product: lactoylglutathione lyase-like
Exons: 4
Coding region: 67-390 (107 amino acids)
Source: RefSeq, a predicted model, not a curated record
AAGAAACGCUGAUAAUGCCAUUGAAGUCCAAUUCACGCAGUGUAUGAUAUUAUAUCUGACUCGACGAUGCUAUACAUGAAGUGUACUGGGGGGAGGCCACCUCCUGGUGGGUGGCCCAGGACCGGGGCCUCUUGGGCUCACAGCUUGAUCCAGCCCUGCAACUAUGGUACAGAGAAGGAAGAGAAAGAGGUGUACCACAAUGGCAACUCAGACCCCAGAGGUUUUGGCCACAUAGGCAUUGUCGUCCCUGAUGUGUACAAAGCCUGUGAAAGAUUUGAAAAGCUUGGGGUGCCUUUCAUCAAGAAACCUGAUGGAGGAAAAAUGAAAGGUUUGGCUUUCAUUCAGGAUCCCGACGGCUACUGGAUUGAGAUUUUGAACCCCAAAUUUUAAUCUUGUUAAAGAUGGACCCAUACAUUUACUAGAAAGGGAGUUGUCAACUGAUGGACUCACCAGUAUGAGAACAGUGGGCAUUCUAAACAUAUGUGAUGGAGCAUUUAAGGAUGUUUUUGCGUUACUGGACUCAUACCAUGUUGUGACAGACAAAUGGAGAAAUGUGAAAGAAACUCCCAAGUUAAGUUAUAUAUCGGUAAUGACUUUGCCAAACAUUUCCUGUUGAAACAGUUUGUCGCUGUAAUGUAUAACACAUCACUGUUAAAAAGAGUUUUCCGUAAAGGCAAAAUGAAAUAUUAUUGUAAAUGUUGUGAUCUUUAUUUUUUUUUCGCACUGAGGUCGUUUCAGUUUUUUUUUCCCCUCAGAAAAUUUCGAACACGGCAGUACAAAGUACAAUACGGAUCCAGCUUUUCCGUUCUAAAACAGACACACGAGUCUGCGUAAAUUAUUACAUUUCUUCUCAUCUUUCGAAAAAACAAAUCAAUAAUGUUCUAACUCUUCAAUAAACCUUACAUGGUUGACAAAAAAUGCUCCCGUGUAGUGUUAACAUUUAAACAUCAAUAUUGUAACUAAAAUACAGACAAGCCAUUUCGUGUUUCCUCUCUAGUCAUGCGACAUUGAUAUUUGAAAUUAAAUAUUACGAUACAAACAUUACUGGAUGCUUUGUGUCAACCUUUGGAAAUGCUGCUGCUGUCUAUGUUUCUGAUGGUUAAAAUCAACAUUUGCAAAAUAUAUAUACGCAUAUAUAUCCUUAAAAUCCAUCUCUUAUUAUCCUGUCAAUACAGAAAGCAUAGAAUAAUAAUAAAGAUCGAUGCAGCCUUUUUUC